AUGAUGAAAAGUGUUUUACAAACUCAUUCUUUGAGAUAAAUUGUAGGUUAACUUCUAGAUAAUUGCUAUGAAGUUUUAAAAGCCUUUUUGGAAUAAGCCAUUCAACAUGAUGAAGUUUCUUAAGAUAACAUCAUUUAAAUUAAUAAAGAUUUGAUGGGUGCAAUAUCCUUCUAUAUUAGCAAUUAUGAAUUCAUUUAGGGUAUUUAUCAAUUCUAUGGUGAUAUAAAGAGUAAACUCAUAGCAAUUCUAAAUUUUUGAGAAAUUUACUAUUCGAAGUGAAACAUUAUAGGAAUAAUUGGGCUCAUUCUAAAGAUUUUACUAUUCGAGAAGUUCAUAGGUUUAUAAAACAAAAGAUUAUUUAGAAUAGCUGA
This is a messenger RNA of Paramecium primaurelia, 371 nucleotides long. The record is from the annotation of a GenBank genome assembly. NCBI's taxonomy places the organism in Eukaryota, Ciliophora, Oligohymenophorea, Peniculida, Parameciidae.